UCAUUUUGAAGUAAAACCUCUACACUACAAGAUCCAGGUCACAAAAGUCUUGUACACAAAUGUCAUGAAUGUGUUUUGUGGUCUGAUUUCAGUGACUUAUUUUUUUGUUGUUUUCAAUAAUCACGCAUAACUGUUUUUUUCUCCAAUAUAACGACUUGUACAUACAUGCUGCUCAUAUAUUAUUGUAGCCCAGUUACAAUGUUAUCAGACUUUAUACAUUUAUAUGUUUAUAAGUAACUGAAAAAUACACAAAUGUCAGGACAUGUCAGAAUCUCUUCAGGGCUCCAAAUCACCUUCAGACUCCUAAAGGUUAAUAAACUUACAGUUUCCAGGCCUGUGCUGUUCACUAGCUCACCUGUACCAUUCUAUCGGCUGGUGCUGCUGCCCAACGGGGGCUUGUUUCGUUGACAUCCUGUACACUGAUUGCUAUGUCCUCAUGUGUGAGGGAGCCGAUUCUUAAUCACCUGGGCCUUCAAUGCCUUGUCGAAAGUCCAGUCUGGCUCUGCUAACAGCUGCCUCUGUACGGUCGUCUCCAAUUCCACACACCAGCCCUACACCUAUCCCAUAGCAUCUAUCCACACACCAGCCUAUCCCAUAGUAUUUCUGAUAAUUUAUCUCCAUAGUUUCAAUCUUGUGGCAGUUUCCUCAAAACAGCUACAUACUCCAUAACAGUUUCUCCAUGCUUCCUGAUUCUCAAUUUGAAUUUGAAGCGCUGCACAAUUUCGCUGGGUUUCGGAUUGAAGUGAUGUUUUAACAGCCUAACCAGCUUGUCACCUGGUUUAUCGGGGCUGCCUUGGUUCCUCAUUAGGCUACAUGUCUGACUGCUGAAUGAAUUGAGUAGAAUGGCUUUCUGGUGACUUGCAUCUGUAAUCUCAUUAGCAUCAAAAAAGUGGUGAAGGACCUCACAAUAUUCCUCCCAAUUUUGAGCUUGGCUAUCAAAGGGAGCAGUGCCGGCACACAUGGCUGCCACCGCCAUUAUCUCUUGUCACACACCAUACGAUAAUCACGCUUAACAGCAACUCACAUGGCCAUCUGUACUCCAGUGAGACCUCCGACUUGCAACUUCAUAGGGGCAGUUGGGUACAAGCAGAGCACUCUUUAUGGUCUCUCAGUUUAACUCGGAACACCUGAACUACAUCCUUCACCGGGAAUAAUCCUUGCUCUCGCGCGCAAGAUUUCUAUCAUGAAAUCGUCUUGGUCGUCUCCGCUUAAAACUCUAACUCAACAUCUACAAAAGCAACAUUGCCACUUAGUGGACAAGAUGUAACUGUGGAAAUAUUGUAAGUUUUAACAUGGUCCUUCCCUGAUUUGAUCCCCAUAGUUACAACAUCCCAUUGUCUGAUUUGUCACCUGGUCACCCAACACAGAAGUAGUCAGUAUUUAUGGUAACAUGGUGAAUAUGGAGGAGCUGUUUUCACUAGUUUUCCCUGUUGCUGACAUGGAAAUGCUACAUCAUUCACUACCGUUCAAAGGUUUGCGGUUACUUAUAAAUUUCCUUGCUUUUGUCCAUUAAAAUAAAUCAGAAAUACAGGGUAGACAUUGGAAAUGUUGCAAAUGACUAUCAUAGCUGGAAAUGGCUGUUUUUUAAUGGAAUAUCUACAUAUGUAUACAGAGGCCCAUUGUCAGUAACAAUUAGUCCUGUGUUCCAGUGGAAUGUUGUGUUUGCUAAUGUAAGUCUAUCAUUUUUAAAGGUUAAUUGAUCAUUAUAAAUCCCUUUUGUAAUUAUGUUAGCACAGUUGGAAAUUGAAAUGCUGAUUAAAGAAGCAGUAAAACUGUCCUUUGGACUAGUUGAGUAUCUGGAGUAUCAGCAAUUGUGGGUUUGUUUACAAGCUCAAAAUGGUCAGAGACAAAUAACUUUCUUCUGAAACUCAGUCUAUUCUUGUUCUGAGCAACGAAGGCUAGUCCAUGUAAGAAAUUUCCAGGAAACUGAAGAUCACAUACAAUGCUGUGUACUACUUCCUUCACAGAGCAGCACAAAUGGGCUCUAACCACAACAGAAAGAGGAGAGGGAGGCCCUGGUGCACAACUGAGCGAGUCAUAGGUCUUCAACUGGUAGCUUCGUUAAAUAGUACCUGCAAAAGACCAGUCUCAAUAUCUUCAGUGAAGAGGCUGGCCCUCUAUGCAGAAUUGCAAAGAAAAAGCCGUAUCUCAGAAUGGCCAAGAAAAAGCCGUAUCUCAGAAUGGCCAAGAAAAAGAAAAGACUGAGAUGGGCAAAUAAAUACAGACAUCGGACAGAGGAAGAUUGGAAAAAAGUUCUAUGGAUAGACAAAUCUUCAGGUGUUCGGAUCACAAAAAACAAUGUUUGUGAGAGACAGAUCAAAUGAAAAGAUGGUGGAGGAGUGCUUGACGACAACUAUCAAGCAUGGUGUAGGCAAUGUGAUGAUCCAGAGCUGCUUUGGUGAUGGUGAAGUGGGAGAUAUGUAGGGAUCUAGAAGAAGAAAGGCUGUCACUCCAUUUUGCAAUAACAUGCCAUACCCCGUGGAUGGCACUUGAUUGGAGCCAAUUUCAUCCUACAACAGCACAAUGACCCAAACACAGUUUCAAGCUAUGCAAGGACUAUUUAUGAAAGAAGCAGUCAGCUGGUAUUCUGUGUAUAAUGGAGUGGCCAGCACAGUCACCGGACUUCGACUCUAUUGAGCUGUUAUGGGAGCAGAUUGACCAAAUGGUAUAAGAAGUGCCCAUCAAGCCAAUCCAACCUGUGGGAGAUGAUUCAGGAAACAUGGGGUGAAAUCUCAUCAGAUUGCCUAAAGAAAAUGAGAAAAUCUAAAAUUCCCAAGGUAUAUAAGGCUGUAAUUUCUGCAAAUGGAGUUUGAAGAUCAAACUAUUUUAAUUUCAAUAUGAUGUCAAUGACUAUUUUAUAUUUAUAAAGCUAUAUCUCCUAUUUAAGGUAAUUUUGUGUAUGUUUUCAUGGAGAAAAAUGGAAGUUUCUAAGUGACUCCAAACUUUUGAACAGUAAUGUAUAUGUUUUUGGCGGGAUUGGCACUCCAGUCACCGUAAAACAACUCACAACAGCUCAGAAUAAACAGACAUGAUACCUUCUGCUCUCUGCGGGAGUAUCUCUGCUGCAGCUACCCACAGGAAGUGCCCAUUUUGUGGAUUCUGACCACAUACUUGUUGUUGCUACUCUGAAGAUUAAGCUUAGAUCCAGUAGGGUACCACCUACUAGGAAAAUGAGGCUGAACCUGGCUCCAAGAUCAAGCUGUUUCUGAUGAGCUUGCAUGCAGUUUGUGUGGAAAAACUUGCAGACUUGGGUGUGACUGCUGUCUAAUGUGAUGUGGGAGACCUUCCAUGAUGAGACCUUGAAGGUUGCCAAAGGUUGUGUUGGUGUUGCCAAUGUUCCCAGAAGGAGGUGCUUCGUCGCGCACACAACAUGGUGGUAACAGUUUGUACUGGAAACUUAGGAGGACGGCUGUGAGGGUUCAGAGGGCAGAUAAAGAGGCGUUUGUUAGAUGAAUCUGUCAGCAGGUGACACAUCAUCUGUGGUCUAGUGACCCACAUCCUGCUUACAGAGGAAUCGAAGCAUUACGCAAAUUUGAAUUUGUUCCUUGGAGACUUGCAGUCAGGCUGGGUGAUGGAACGGUCCUUACGGAUGACACUGCAGUUGAGACCCACUGGGCCAGCUACUUUGAGCAGUUGUUUAAAGCAGACCCACCAGCAAUGGCGUUAGACAUCUCUGGUCCACUGUUCUAAAGGCUGAUCUUCUAAUCAGCUGUGAACCACACAAUCUCACUGAGGUUGCACGGGUGGUGAAUCAGCUGGGGGUAGGGAAGGCCAUAAGAAUCUAUGGUAUCCAGGGUGAACUUCUCCAGGCUGGUGAUAAGGCUGUCCUUGCAUUGCAGGCAAUCUUUGACAUCAUCCCAACUGACUGGAAAACGGAAAUUGUAGUCCCUAUCAGAAAGGGAAAGGGUAAUUGCCUGGAUUGCGGCAACUACAGGAGGAUAACACUACUUUCAGUGCCGGUUUGAGAGCCUCCCAGAUGUGCUGGGGAGGCUGGAGGGCCAGCUGGUACAGGCUCAGGUGGAGAAGCUAGAGGUGGAUGUGGAGGAACUGAAGAGAUGGAAGGCGGCCGUGGUGGAGAAGCGGGAAGGGCUGCAGGUGGACUUGGUGGAGCUAAUGCGGGCCGUGCGGCACAUGGAGGAACGCACAGCCGCCGUGGCCAAGGAUGCUGCAGCCCAGGUCUCAUCAGCGCGGACAGACAUGAGGCGGAUGUCGGGCCUGGGUGCGGAGACGGAAGCCCUGCUGGCACGCAUGGCAGUGCUGGAAGGGAGGGUCGCGCGGGCAGAGACGGCCAUGGCCAAGCGGAUCGGUGACCUGCUGGCGGGAAGCAUCGAGCGGGUGUCGGCCCUGAGGGGCCUAUCAGAGCGCAACAGCCAGGCAGCAGAGAAACUAUGGCAGGGCGCAGCCAAGCUAGAGGCGGCAGAUGGUGAGCUAGCAGGCCGCCUCUUGGCCCUAGAGAAUGGCCGUGCCCGGCUGCUCAAGACAGUGACCUUUGCCUCUGACGUGAAGCCCAAGGUGGCCACCAUCCGCCGGGAGCUGGCCAUGCUGGAGCCGCUACUGAGCGACCUGAUCCUGCGCGUUGGACACCUGGCCCAGGAUCUGGGGCACAGGGAGGGGGACAUCGCCCUGCUGUGGGAUGCCCUUACGAGUCUGAGUGCCUCAGAGCAGUUGCUUGCCCAGGUGCCCAGCUAAAGCCACAAAAUCCCCGCCAGAUACCUGUCCGGCUACGUACCCAUGGAGAGACGUCAAAUGAUGGCUGCAGGAAGGGGAAUCUCCUCAGACUGCAACCUUCAAUGACAUCAAAUGCUAUUGUCAAGGACUCAAAUUGAAGUCCGCGUACCAUAAAAAUUCUCGUAUCCAGCAAUGUGGACCGAGGCACUUCCAAAAAGUUGAAUGCUACUUUAGAAAUGUUAGAUGAAGUCGGGUAUUUGAUAUAACUUAAGAUAAUGUGAGGAAACAAUUGCAGAACAAGUGGAAAGACUACUAAAGUGUGCCAUUCCAUGCACAGGAACUAACAUGUGUUACUCAAUGCCUUUCUUUGUUAUUUUUUGUUAUUUUCUAAGUAUUUAAUAGAAUAGUAUACCUUAUUUCUUUUUUUUAAUGAUAUUUUGGAAUUCUGUGAUGGGUUGGCACCCCAUCCUGGCUUAUGUCCUGCCUUGGGUCCCUAGCUUGCCGGAUAGGAAAAUGGAUGGAUAUUUUAUUAAUUGUGCUGGUUACACUAAAAGGUCUUGUAUCUGUAUUUGAGUAUCUUCAUUGAGAAAUUCUAAUGUACUGAUAUACUUUUCAAUCAGUUGUCUUUCUCUUUGUUUAAAGAGCCUGUUUUUUUCUUUAUUUAUAGGAAUAUAAGCCUCUGUGGUGUUUAUUUAGGUAGGGGGUGCUUUGCAUUUACUUUUCAUAUUUUCCACUGAACAUAACAGAUGAGAAAACAGGAAAUGGAGCAUGUUACCAUAGAAGCAUUGUUAGUCUUUUUCAGAUGAGUCUGCUAUUUCUUACAGAAGUUAUUCUUAACACUAUGCUUUUUGAACAUGGGAUUGGUUUUUAAAGUCUAAUGCACAGUAAUUUUUAAUUCACGAUACAGAUGCAAGAGUUAUUGAAUCCACCUGUUUAUGAUAAAUAAUGCUACAAAUACUAACUAGUGUAAAAUAAAGUACAAAGUUAAUAUGA
This is a messenger RNA of Paramormyrops kingsleyae, 5661 nucleotides long. The record is from RefSeq and is a predicted model, not a curated record. Lineage: Eukaryota; Metazoa; Chordata; Actinopteri; Osteoglossiformes; Mormyridae.